Messenger RNA from Malaya genurostris, 12597 nucleotides. RefSeq lists its product as uncharacterized. The coding region runs from base 932 to 3871 and encodes 979 amino acids. Lineage: Eukaryota; Metazoa; Arthropoda; Insecta; Diptera; Culicidae. The transcript has 7 exons. The record is from RefSeq and is a predicted model, not a curated record.
UGUCUGACAUGAACAGCACACAGUUUGAGUUGUGUAGUCUUGCGGGUUGGAUCCAUGGUAGCAGCACCAUUACUGCAAUGAUGCAGGCUGUGUUGUUAGCAAAAUUGUAAAUUUGUUUGCUUAGUGAAGAGUGCAUGUAAGCCAUAACAUCGUAAUUGAAAAAAAAAUAGUGCUUUUAUCGUUGUCAACGUAAUCCAUCUACUAGGGAAAAAAUUAAAGUGCUGUGGAAGUCAGCUGGCUUUAUAGCACUAUUCGAGUCAAAAGAUUCCAUCAUUCUAUCCUGCGAGGUAAAAAUGAAGAGCAUCGAGAGAGGAUUCGUUGUUCUAUCCUAUUUUCUACAACCUAUGAAUGUGUGUAAUUCGACCACUUGCACGGGUAGCAGUUAAAGCGGAUAGAGAACCUUGAGCUUUCCAUCCUUUUGUGAUUGUAUGAUGUUGAGCUGUCAGGUUUGCUAGAUAGCUGCUCCCGGGAAGCUGUAUGAGACGGAUUGCAAACGGUGUAUUGCCAGACGACAAGUUGCUGGUGAAUGAAAAUACUUUGAUUAGUGGCCUCUCGAGCUGGGAGCAUAGACGGCAUGAAUAGAAUUUUAAAUAAUGUAAUGUGGGGAAAACGUGAUCGAUAACUUAUGCUUGAUUCCACAACUCGUAUUCGCAGUCUGGUAUGCAGUGUCCAAGGCAAGUGUUGAACAGAAAAUCACAGUGCAUAGAAUGACGGGUGGUGUUCUCACGUAAUCUAUGGUGGGCGAAUAUAAAAGUCUGCUAAAAUAAUACACCUAAUAAUUGGAUUGUAUUUGAUAAGGAGAACAGGAAACUUAAAAGCUCAUGCUCAAUCUCUUCUCUCCCCUAGACCAAACCCGCAUCUUCCUCGCAGCAAUGAAUAACACAUCGUUUGCCACCGCCCAUUAUCACCCUCUCCAACAUCGAGCUGUCCGAUGGACCGACUCGGUUCGUACGUUACUACCGGUGGGUCUACUUGCCCGUACAGCACCGAUUCCAGUUCAUCAGCACAGUCCUAUGUCCGGCCAUUCGACACAAUAAGAGCUCUCCACGAAACGAUCGUAUCGCUACGGACAGCACUCGAAGAAAGCCGCCAGGACAACGACCGGUUGCGCAAACAAAUCAGCGUUCGAGACACUGUUGAAGAAGGAAGAAACUUUCUGAGAAAUCAACAGGCAGGUCCUAGGACUUAUAAUCUGAAAAAGUUUGAUAACGGCGUAGACGUAAAUUUGACAAGCGUACCUGAGAAGAAGUUGAAGAAAGGGAAACGAAAGAAAAUCAAAGUACCAGCAGACGAAACAGAGGAAGAUACGAAAUCGGUGGAACGAGAACCUUACUCUGCUGCUGAGGAAGAAGCGAAACUAGAAUCGCCCCGUAAAAAAUACUCUCCGAAAGAUGGUGGCCAUCGGAAAGUAUCCGUAGUGCCAGACAUUCAGAUCGCUUCUCAUCCCUCUUCGAGUCAUUCCACGAUGGCUUCCAGAAUCGAUGUGAAGAUAAAAGUUUCUUCGAACAUCAACGUCGAAGGUAGCAGCUCCGAAGCAGAGUCAUCGGAAAUCACCAAAGAUGAAGUGGAAGUUAAGGGAGUGAACACCGAGGCAGUGAGUACAACAGUAACCGAAGAGUCAGAGGACCAAACCGAAAAUGUUACUGUUCGAGAGGAAUUCGUCAAAGGCGAUGCAUCCAAUUUAAAAAUAAAUUUGGUCAAUGAAGAAAACCUUUGCGUAUCCAAAUCCACAGAAGGUAUUAACAUCAAGCAGAGAUCCUCGGAAAAUUUGCACAUCGAUGUAGACCGAUCAAGUAAUCCGUCAAUUUCCGAGGGUGACAAUUCAGUAUUCACAGAAGAUGUGGUUACCCCAGUCGAACAGGAUCAGGAGGGCGCCGUUGGUUUCAUAAAACCUGCGAAAACAGUAGUGAGAAAAAGCGAGUCAGAGAAUCAAGAGGAGGUUGAUGACAUCGAACUGAUUUUCUCAUCGAAUGAUAGUAAGGAAAUUAUUCAGGAGGACUUGGUAUCAAUUUCCGACUAUGAACCAUGGCAAGAGACGGGCCAAUCCGGAACACCAAUUCUGCUCAAGUUCCGACACCUUUCUUCGGAUCAAGAGACAAGUAAAAAGAACUCGGUCGAACGAAGUGAUAGCGAUACAGUGGAAGGCGACGAUUCGAAUAGAGACCUCCCGAAAGGAAAGAGCAUAGAAAGUCAGGAUUCGUUCGGAGCUGAUAGCAUAAAAAAGAGUUUAGAUUUCAGUACGAAGUCUUCCAGCUUGGAAAAGGACUCCAGCUUGGAUUACGGAGCUGAUAAUGUAAGACGGGAUGACAGUUUUGAAGUUGGAGUUACGAGUGGUACGGCCACGCUAGGAAAAAGAUGGACAAACUACAAUGUGUUAAUUGAGACGGACAUUUCCAAAUGCGGUAUCGCUGAGGAAAACAUUCUGGAAAUGGGUAGAAGAAAUACCUGCCCCAAUCCACCCGCAUACAGACCUAUUAUCCACACACGAACUCCAGCGGUCCCGUCGAGUCGUAAUCCGCUGGCCGUCAAAUUUUCGAGAAGCCCUCGGACCUAUUCACCCCACCAAUAUCUGCCACCUGGAAAAACUCUGCGAACAGUUACGUCGGCCGAAACGGCCGGUCAGUCCGUUAACUCGGACGAAGCCAAACGUUCACGAGCUGCACAAACCGACAUUACGGCACUUUCCCAGCAGUGGCGUUCGGAAACGCACCUGUCCCAAUCGGAAUUUGGCACAGGUUUGUAUACCCUACCGUCCAAAUUCGUUCCCCCGUCGGCCAAUGCCAGUCGGAAAUAUUCGCUUCGACCAUCGGAUAGGACCCAAGAGGCCCGUCGAGUGCUGCUGAGUGAUAUAAAUUUCACCAGCAUGGUACCGGAGCUAUCGCGCUCAGCAGAUCACCUGUGCCAGCAGGAGGAGGAUGUAGAAGAGAACAGCGAGAACCAGUCACCCAACUACUGCAAAGGCAAUCUGCUCAAGACUCCUGAGACCGUCAAGGGCAUUCCACCCAGCUACAGUAUGAAUUCCCCGGGCGUCUCACAGUGGACAGUAAACGAAAGUAGCAUAGCUACGCAGACCACCCAAACCGAAGCCUACUGGGGCGAUCGUGGAGAUUCGUUCGAUUCGUCGAAAAGCUACUCACUGGGAUCACGUUACUCCACCUUGAGCAAACAUCAUCGCUCACGCAGCGUUCCGUCAAUACGAUGUGCCAUCUGCAGGCAGGGUCAUCAAACGACAACGCUUCGCCCGUCGGAGAGUAUGCACUACACUCCACGGGUAACCUUUCAAGAACCGUCACACAAAAUUCGCGGAUCUCUACCGGACCUUAGGCACGAUUGUAACUGUCCGAGGCGAUACGGAGGGCCGUCUCUGUACCGAAUUCACGGAGACUCCGGGGGAUCGACUGACAGUUUGCUGGAAGAAGCCGAAGAGUUUCUCAGACGAUCGAUUGAAGGAAAUAUCAUGUUAGAAGAUCCUGAAGGUCGGUGUGAACCACCGCUACCACCGACGCCUGUACCACAUAUCGUAGGUUCACCUAAACACCGCAGAUGUUCUGAAAAUGACAUUCAAAGAGAUUACAUUCCUUCGAAACAUUCCCUGCCAUUCCUCCCAAAAACGGCCAAAUGUCUCAAACCUGGACACCUGGCCAAAGUAAUAUCACGCAACGGCCGAGUGGUAGUUGGCCGUGUUCGCUACAUUGGCCCGCUGGCGGGUUGCAGCGUAGGAGACGCGGAUGAGAAAUACGUUGGUCUUCAACUACCGAACAAUUUGGGCGAUUGUGACGGAUCGAUGGACGGAAAAAAGUUUUUCGAUUGUGAACCCCUCCAUGGUAUCUUCGUCCCAUUCAAAAAGGUUGUCAUGGCGUGGAAUUCUUAAAUGAACAAUCGCAAGCAAAGGUACUGAGCAUUAGUUUUACUGAGUAUAACCAGAAGAAUACCCCAGAUUUGUAUAGUACAUGUUCAAACAGAAAAACUUGUAUAAUUAGAAAGGCAAAUGAGUGGGCAAAGCACUGCGGUUUCAGUCGGCCUCAUCGGUCGAUGAUGAUCCUUCAAUCAAACGGAGACUUACUUGAAUGGUUAACUACCGAAGAAAACGACACAAUAAGCAUCUUUUCAGUUGGAAAUUCGUCUAUAUUAGUCACAAAAGAAACAGUGUGCUCUUUAUGUGGCCUCAGUUGGUAGGUAAAAUUAAUGAUACUUGAAUGGAGUUUAGGCGGUAGCGUCUCGAGCGAUCUAGACAAUUCUAGAGAUGUAGGAAAAUAGGUCAAAUUUGGAUCCAUGAACAAAGACUAUCGUCGAAAAGAUAAGUACAUGACAGAGAUCAACAGAAUGCUUUCAAAAGUUAAAGUGAAUGCCUAGACGAAAGAAAAACACAUCAAUUUAGAAAAUUUCUGUGUUCAGUGUCGAAGUCAUAGAGGUACUAGUUUUUAGUAAUGCAAAUAUUUGCUGACGAUGUCCCCAGAAUAUAUAUUACUAAUUAUCGAGAAUACGUCAUCUAAUCAUGAAUCUUAUUUAUAACACCAUCUUAAUGGUUAAUUCUUUGAGUCUUGUCACUCCAUGCCUUAUGAUAAAAAAAGAACCGGAAUUUUCAUUUUAAAAUUCCCACGCUUGUCCAAUCGGUAAACUUUUAUUCUCUCAACGUUGGCAACACUUUUAUACACAUUCUGUCAAAUUUUGACGCAUAUCGUACGAUUAGUUUUUGUUUGGCGUCUAUACAAAGAAUUUGAAAAAUUUUCGUGUGGCGAUUUUUAUAAUGGAUGAAAAUUUAGAAAAACGUGCGUGCCUUCGAAGCGCUAUUCGGUCGAUUGUUGUGCGGUUUCGACGUCAUAUUCAUAGAUCCACACCUCAUCACCAGUUAUGAUGCAUUCGAUGAAUGUGGGGUCACUAUCUGCGUUGGAAAUCAUCUCUUUGGCCACAUCAACACGACGCUGUUUUUGAAUGAAAUUCAGCUUUUUUGGCACCAGCCGAGAAGCGACGCGUUUCAAUCCCAAAACAUCAGUUAAAAUGUGUUCGGCUGAUCCAUAAGAGAUGCCCAACAACACAGCAAUCUCUCUAAUCGGUACAGAACGAUUUUGCAACACGAUUUGCUUCGCCGAUUCAAUGUUUUCUUCAGUGACAGAUGUUGUUGGGCGGCCAGGGAUCUCAUCAUGAUCCAAGCUUGUACGACCACCUUUGAAGCGUUUAUACCACUCGUAUGCCUGUGUUUUUUCUAGACACGAUUCACCAAAGGCCUUUUCUAACAUUUUCAACGUUUCGGAACACUUAAAUCCAUUUGCAACACAAAAUUUGAUGUACGCACGUUGUUCUAAAUUUUCGCCACACGAAAAUUUUUCAACCUCUUUGUCAAACAAAAACUAAUCGUACGAUAUGCGUCAAAAUUUGACAGAAUGUGUACAAAAGUGUUGCCAACGUUGAGAGAAUAAAAGUUUACCGAUUGGACAAGCGCGGGAAUUUUAAAAUGAAAAUUCCGGUUCUUUUUGAUCAUAAGGUAUAGGAAGAAAACACAAACAAAAAACCAAAGAAACAGAUAUUCAAUACAAGUACUAGAAAUGUAUGUUUUUUUAUAAAAUGGGAUAUUCGCUUAAGAGUGUUCAACCAAAAACACUACUGAGGGCUAGCCGGCUCGUGUGAAUGUUCCGGUAUAAAAAAAAUUUAUUAAACUAAUCAUGACGGAUAGCCGUUGGUGUUAACGGAGUAGUGCUUAGAACUACUUGAGUUUAGGUAUUUCGGGAUGAAAACGAAACCAAUUUUUUUUAAGCAUAUCUGCAUUCGUGGUUGUAAAUGAGCUGUAAAAAACCCUUAUUUCUUGAACUUUACUCUGCUUUAAAGAAAACAGUAUCACAACGAAGGCGUCAAAUUAUGUUUUGUAUCGUGAUGUCACAAAUCAACAAGCAUUCAUCCUUGACAGUUCAGCGUUACUGUUUACAAACAAACUUAAAACAAAUUCAGGAGCACAUUACAAACAAUCAUCUUUACACAUCACAAGUAGCCACUUUUAUUUGAUAAAUCUUCAAAACAAACCGUAUGGAAUCAUCAACCAAUGUUUUUAAGUUCUAUUUGAGCGAGAUGGGCCGUGAACGGUCUCAUCCGUCUGCAAACAGACAAAAAAAAACUGUUUACAAACAGUACUGCUGUACUGUCAAAAUGUUUUCAUCCGAUUGAGGUUAGCAGUGACGGUAUGAAACCUAAUUUCCGAAGUCUGGCUCCAAAUCGCAACGCUUAUUGUGUUACCUUGUCUUCCACUCUUCAAAAAUUUGAAAAUUUUAAAGUUUGAAUAAUGUUCAUGUUUUACAUGUACCGAUUAUUGUUUACAUUUCCAAUAACACGUAUUCAAAUUAGAAUGAAUUUGUAUACAAACCACCGUUAGCUGUCGAACGAUGUUUAUUCAGUGAAUUGUGGGAAGUUCGUGUAGAACUUUAUCAACAUUUAAAUCUGAAUUUUCAGCCUUUUUUAUGUUAAAUUGAGUAAAAGUAGCUGUGAAAUUCAUUAUGUGACAUAUUAUCUCCAUCUUUCGGGUUGGAAAUUUACAUCGAUUAUUACGCUCCUUAUAUGUGCAUCUUUCGAGACGUAAAUAUACAUGAUUCAUUCGUGCUGUUUAUCGUUGGAUUGAUGUUGAUUCUUCUGAGCCUCUACCACAAAGCGACGGUUAGGAUAAAAACCGAAUCAUGUACUAAAUUUAUUGGUAUUAUUUUAGGAAAUAAAGUUGAAGUCAGUCAUUUGUUUGGGAUCCAUACUAAUCUUCAAGCAGCUGUUGGAUGUUAAAGACAUCGGGAUAUCAAACAAACGCAUACUGACUGAAUACAUAACUUCACAGAAAGUUCUUGAACUUUGCAUCGUUUUUUAUUGGAAAUUAUACGUCAGUUCUUUUGGAUGGUAAAUAUAUAGUAAAUAGCUUCGAAGAAAUUUACAUUAGAUGACGUUACUACUAAUAAGUACUGUCGGAAGUCUUCCGACCUAUAUUUAUUCUCGUGUCCGUAUAAAAGUCAGUUUCAAUUCAAUGUAAAAAUUAACUUCCCUUGGGCUCAAACAAAGUCAACCUUAAUAAAUUAUCGAUAAUUGCGGAAAGCACUUUUGUUAUCAGCAGUGUUGGUGAUUGCCAAUAAUUUGACAGAAACUACUGGAUAUACAACAUGUUCAAUCCGGUAGAAGAUGCUACAAGAACUCGUGUCUCUCAAUGAAUUUUUUCACAUUUCUUCGCUUCACUUCAUACUCUGAGUAUUUCACGGAGCUUAAAAGAAUUUACAGUCUGGUAAUGAUCGGAGCUGUGUAGAAUUUACCAAGAGAGAAUCGCAAGUUGACAAUUAUCACAGAAAAUCGAAUCGAUGAUUCGACUUGAUCUGAUCAACUAUGAAACAACAUACUAGGUUGCAAUAUUUCAAAACCCUUAUGUGCAGCAUUCACAUACAUUUUCAUAGACACAACAUAUACAAAGGUUAUAUGCACCUAGUUAGAAUAAGCGGCAAUAGUAAAAUGAUUCUAUCGCAAUUAUAAACUGCCCAUAUAAAUUCGGACCGCGAAAUAGAAUAAGUGACCGUUUGUUGCUUCCGAGAGAAUCCUCCACAGCAGCGUGCUAACCUAUGAUUCUCAGACAGGUUAUCGAGAGAAAUUCGCUCCGGCACUGGUGUUUUCUGUUGCUGCGAUAAUAUCCGUCUCUCUUAUAUGGCAUCCGUCUCUCUUUGAUGGCACUGAUUGAAUCGUGUGAAGAGUUGCUAGAGAGCGUUCUUUGAUACUAUAAAAUCCAUCCUUGGUUAUCAGUGUUCUACCACACCCACCGUAUUCACCAGACAUUGCUCCUCCCAACUUUCCACCAAAUCUAUUGCAAAAACAUGCCACCAUCAUUUUUGAAUUCGUAAAGUAUAUUAAUCAAUGUCUACUAUCAUUUAUUUACUUUACACGUUAUUUAAAAAAAAACUAGAGCUAUUUCCGAUAGAAUCUAAAUGUUAAACAUUUCGGUUUUUAUAAAGAUGGUCUUAUAAUUCAAAUAAUCUGCAUUAAAAUGUUCCGAAUUUUAUAAUUAAAAUCUUUCGUUUAAAUCAAAACAUUUGGAAAUUGAAUAAAUAAUGUUAGAAUGAAAAUUGUAGUCAAAGGUCCUAUAAUGCAUCGUUUUGUGUGAACUUUUUUGUAUCACAUGUUUUCAGAAAUAUGAUAUUAAAAUAAUGUUGAAAUAGACAAACAAAAUCACAGGCGAUGUUCUAACAUGUACUAACACGUAUUUAAAUAAAUAUACUACAUACCACAUCGGUCAAAAAGUUCCCGGUCUGAAAACCCAUACUUUUUUCUCCCAAUUUCGAAUUAGUUCAUCAAAGUAUUCUCCUUAGAGAGCGAUACCAUUGCUCCAACGAUUUCUCAUUUAAAAAAUCAUCUUUUUGGUAUGCUUAUAAAGAUUUAUCCCGCAACUUUUCCAAUUUUCGAUUUUCCAUAAGAUAAAAUGAACUUCUGAGACCAACUAUGAAAUAUUUUGGAUGACCACGUUGAAAUUUAUCAUACACACUCAAAACCGAUUCUCGGGCUCGGCAUAAUGAAGUACGAAAUUGGAUCGGCAACACGAACUGUUAUUGAUUGUUCAAUAAUCCAUAUCCGAAAUCAACUAUUCAUUCAAUAAUAACACUUAAAACUUUUUUGAGAUACCCGAAAAGCACGGGAAAUCAAUAUUCAACAAUCGAAUACGAUUUAUUUCGGAUACUUUACUUACUAUUCCCGGGUAUCUGAGAAAUAGUAUUGUCUGAACUCACACAAGAUUUAGCAGGAUUAGAAAAGAAUAGCAGAGAUUGUGUGAGAUUAGCAACUAUAAGCAAGUUUAGAAGAGUUUAGCAGGGAUUAAAAAAGUUUAAGAUAGAUGCAUGGGACUAAAAAAGUUUUCGAGGGAUUAUGCAGGAUUCGUAAGUUUAGAAAAGUUUAACAGGAAUUAAGAGUGGGAUUAGGUGAGAUGAUUUCGGAUUAGAUGAGUUUAUUUGUCUGAAUAAUUUGCCUCUUGUAAAGGUCAUUUUCAUUUGCUGUUUUGAAGUCUGAAGUGGUUUAGAAACAGGGCAGCCACGAAGGGACUCAUCGUUAAAAUUUUAUCUGGCGGAAAAAGCGAUAAAAUGAAGAGUACACUUCGAGUGUAACAAUAACAAGAUUAAAAUUUCACUACUUCUCUCGAUGAUUUACUGAGAUUUUGCAAGAUUAUUUUUGCAUUCAGUGAAGAAUUUAAGAGCGUUCAUGCUGGAAGACUCGAAAACAAAACUUCUGAAUAUUGUCAGUUUGGUUUAAACAAAACUUAGACAUUUUGAUUUUCAAAAACUAAUUGAAAUUUAUAUUGUUUCUGUGUCGUUCUAUCGAAAUGAAGUAUGUCUUUCCCCAAAUAAAAUUGCUGUCGGACGAGGGAUGCAUCCGAGGUGGUCACCCUAUUUAACGAUAUUAUGUACUGUAUUAUAUUGCAACGUAAUCUUCUAGAGUCUCAGUUUACUUAUGAUUACUUCCACUAGAAAAACUAUUUACAACCAUAAGAAGAGAAACGACAACAUCCACGACACGUUUCAAUCCUCGAGAGGCAAAUCUAUUCGGUCGUAAUCGCUUGUUCAGAGGCACGAUAAAAUUAUGAACUGAGUAAUAUCGUUCAGCUGGUUCACCGAUAAUCCGGCACUAAACAUUGAAGAUGUGUUGCUAUGACCCACUUAGAAAAAAACGUUCAACGGUGGUCCUUCAUUGGUCCAAUACGUUGGAUCAUUGGUCCAAUGAAAGUCCAAUCAAUCGUUCAACGGGAGGCCAACACGGGACCUUCGUUUGCCGAUUUUGAAACAGACCGUUGAACCGAAUGCCAUUUUUUUCGUUCAACAAACCCGGCAGACAGAGGUCCAUUGUUGAGCCAUUUUUAACAUGAGGAGUUGGAACCACGUUGGACUAGUUUUACUGCAGAGUUUCUGAAGUUUUCUCCUCUUAUUUGUUUAAACUAACAAUACAUACCUGCACAAUACUUCUACUUCACGUAGAAUAACAACAAAUUAUCUUUCUAUGUAAAGGUAACACUUAAUUUUCACACUAUUUUUGCAAGAGAAAAAACAACAACAAACCGUUCCAGCAAAUUGAACGAAUAUUUCGUGCAAUAUGUCGUUCAACAAACCAACAAAAUUGAACGGCCUGCUGAGAGGGGAACUAUCGUUGCAACAAUUGACAACCCAGUAAAUUCGAGCAUCGGACGGGCCGUGCAUGAAAGCUGAUGAAAGCGUUUCGAACAAGAUUGUCGUUUACAUUGUGUAUUGCUAAUGCAAAAGCGUGAAUAGAUACCAAAGCAAGGAGCACACACCUCUAGGGACGGGUAUAGCGUGAUUGGUUAAUCGGUGCCUUUCAUGCAGCCCACCACCCUCUCAGCAGGCCGUUCAAUUUUGUUGAUUUUUUAGCGCUUAUUGAACGACAUAUUGCACGAAAUAUUCGUUCAAUUUGCUGGAACGGUUUGUUGUUUUUUCUCUUGCAAAAAUAGUGUGAAAAUUAAGUGUUACCUUUACAUAGAAAGAUAAUUUGUUGUUAUUCUACGUGAAGUAGAAGUAUUGUGCAGGUAUGUAUUGUUAGUUUAAACAAAUAAGAGGAGAAAACUUCAGAAACUCUGCAGUAAAACUAGUCCAACGUGGUUCCAACUCCUCAUGUUAAAAAUGGCUCAACAAUGGACCUCUGUCUGCCGGGUUUGUUGAACGAAAAAAAUGGCAUUCGGUUCAACGGUCUGUUUCAAAAUCGGCAAACGAAGGUCCCGUGUUGGCCUCCCGUUGAACGAUUGAUUGGACUUUCAUUGGACCAAUGAUCCAACGUAUUGGACCAAUGAAGGACAACCGUUGAACGUUUUAUUCCAAGUGGGCAGGGAUUGAUUCCCAACCCCGAACAUUGGGUCAGAGUUUAUCUGACCUAAAGAGGCGAAUGAUCUUAAGGUUAAAAUGUCUACAGCCGAGACAAAAAAAAAUGCCGGAUGCUCUUUAUCACACUAUCGGGGGGACGUCGGCUCGAUAAUGCUUUGAUUUGGUAUUUUUCUUCACUCUUUUCCGCUAGCGAUACAUAUUGUAAAUAUAUGCAAAGCUUUUAGGUUGACGCGGCUGACAGAAAUGGUGAAGAAUUGCCCGAUGACGGCCCGAGCGCUGACCACGAUCAAUCGGACCGAUGCGGCUCGAAAGAACUCACUGGGAAGAAUUUCAAUCAGUUCCGGCCUAUGGGAACCUGGGGUGAAAAUCGCCAGAAAAUUAUAUUUACCCAAAAAGAUAUAUACUAUUCGAAAGCUAUAACCUUCAGCUAAAAACUCAUAUAGCUUGAGAAACAUAUCCCAUUUUAUACGGGCGCAAUCUUGCUUCAAGUGCUAACCUCGAAAAUAUAAAAUCUAAAGUAUCAAAAUGAUUGGGGCGAAAAUGGUCAGUCACAUCUCGACGCAGGAAACAAUCAGACAUGUCCAAAUAUUGUGUGAAAUUUUAAUGUUUCUUACAUGAAAAAUUUUAUUUCAUCAUAAAAUUACUGAUUUUAUUAGGGCAACAUGAAUCUGAAAUUUUAUACGAAAAUCUAUGGAUCUCAUGACAGAAUUUUAACUAUUAACAGAGAGAAUACUGCAUGUUUUAUCACGAAUCAAAACUCUCGACGAUAUUUUUACUCGCUUUGGCGCAGAGGAAUUGUUCAACUGAAACUGUAAACCUACAAUUUUGGCUACAGCACUUUUUGUCCCUCCAAAAAUUUAUUGGAGUGGCCAUGCCCUCCCAAUAUUUUGGCAACUGGAAUAAAUAUUUGAAAAUUUGCUAGAAAUAUCUUAUGAUAUAACACUUUUUCCUGUUAUCCCCCUUAGUUCGUCUCCGUAAUCGUUCAUAUUUCUCAACUAAGUUACUAUAAUUUUUAAACAAAUUUACUACAAUGUGAAAUGCGCUAUACUUUACCACAUUCGAAUAUUGCUUAUUACUGGAAUAGUAAGGAAAAUGUUUGUGAUCGUGUCAAAACAUUCGGAAGAGAAACUAAACCUGCUUACUUUGUUGCUUUUUGUUUGCUCUAACCUCUCCGCUCCCUUUAUAAAAAUGUUUUAUAUAUUGCAAAGUUUGACGGGGUAAUAGCAAUUGGAAGAGCAAUUCCACAGAAAAGGUGUUAGGUAGAAGUUCUAUCUCUAGAAGAAACAUUUUUGCCAAUUUUCUUUUUGACUAUCACAUUCAUUCAUCUUUUACCUUUUAUCUAGCAAAUUAUAACUGAAUUUUGAGCGACUUGAUGUAAUGAUGAAAUAUAGGAAAUAAAUCGAUCAAGAAUCGAUUGUUCGAGGGAAGCAGUAGAGACCAUCGUUCCAAAAUUACUACACUAAAUCCCAAGAUACCAAACGCCUUCGGUUUUACUGAAAAAAAUAUGUUUGCAUAUAAGCUUACGCCUAGAAGUAACAAACAUAUGAGAAUAAUUGUUAUAAAUAUUGAUGUGAAUACUAACGAAUGCAAAGUGUUAUGCCUAUAUCCAUAUUCGUGAAGGAACAAAACCUUGUAUGUGAAAUUCACACCGUGAAUGUACUUAUACUACAUAGAUUGAGAAAAGUGUUAUGAGCUGCGAAACAACACAGCUAAUGUGAAAAUAAAAACUAUAUUGACUAACUGGAAAUAGAUUGAAUAAAACAAUCCGAUAUAACAAGAA